AAACCAAUCCCCCUCUAAACUUCUCUGCUUCUUCACUCUCUCUCGUGAAAAUAAUGGCGACGAUGUUAUCUCCAACCCCACCAUUAUCAUUUUCAGCAAACCCAAACCCCCGUUUCACAGUCCCAUCAAAACCCACUUUCCAAUUCCUCAAAUUAACGACGAGAUACUCUGCGGACGCUAAAUCCACGUCCAUAGGUUUUAGUUUCAACCGCCGAAGCUGUGGCAGGCUCCUUGCUGUUGCUGAGGAGACUCCGGUGGAGACACAAGACCCAGAAUCUGUGGCGGCAAGGAGGCUCUACGUUGGCAACUUACCGCGGACUGUGAACAAUGACGAACUCUCUAAGAUUGUCGCAGAACACGGUGCUCUAGAAAAAACUGAGGUGAUGUAUGACAAGUACACUGGGAAGAGUCGCCGAUUUGCAUUUGUUACAAUGAAAACCGUUGAGGAUGCAAAUGCAGCAACUGAGAAAUUAAAUGGCACACAAAUUGGAGGACGUGAGAUCAAAGUAAACAUCACAGAGAAACCUUUAACGAAACCUCUACUAAAAGAAGAGGAAUCCCAGUUCAUUGACAGCCCCCACAAAGUUUACGUGGGAAAUCUUGCAAAGACAGUAACCACAGAUUCUCUUACAAAGUUUUUUUCUGAGAAGGGAAAUGUUCUUAGCGCAAAGGUUCAGCGGAUUCCAGGCACCUCAAAAUCCAGUCGGUUUGGUUUCAUUACAUUUUCGUCAGAGGAGGAUGCAGAAGCUGCUAUUUCGUCUUUUAACAAUUCUUUACUGGAGGGGCAGCGAAUACGUGUAAACAAGGCAUAGUAUUGCUGAUGCUACAAUACCUAGUGUUUUCAGACAAUGUGAACUUCACAUCAAGCAUAAUGCCAUCCAAUCCUUUUUAGCUGUAAAAUUUCAAGCUUUAAUUUGCUUCUCUGUGUUAUGUUUUGUAUUGACAUCCAGACCUGUCUAUCUUUGAAUUCAUUGUAGACUCAGUUGCAUUAGAUGGACAGAUAGAGUAUUUGGAGACAAAGCUCAAUCAGAUGAUGUUUAUGUCAAGACACUUAUCUUUCUAGAUAGAUAGAUCUUUUAAUGAAGAAGACUGGAUCAUGAUUCUAGCUUUU
Messenger RNA from Tripterygium wilfordii, 1111 nucleotides. RefSeq names its product 30S ribosomal protein 2, chloroplastic. The record is from RefSeq and is a predicted model, not a curated record. Gene Ontology annotation, molecular function: mRNA binding. Gene Ontology annotation, cellular component: cytosol. Lineage: Eukaryota; Viridiplantae; Streptophyta; Magnoliopsida; Celastrales; Celastraceae. The transcript is spliced from 4 exons. Bases 54 to 812 code for a protein of 252 amino acids.